Messenger RNA from Aspergillus tanneri, 333 nucleotides. RefSeq lists its product as uncharacterized. The transcript is spliced from 2 exons. NCBI's taxonomy places the organism in Eukaryota, Fungi, Ascomycota, Eurotiomycetes, Eurotiales, Aspergillaceae. The coding region runs from base 1 to 333 and encodes 110 amino acids. The record is from RefSeq and is a predicted model, not a curated record.
AUGGGCGCUCCCGUCUUCGCUAUCGGACUUUGGUGGUUCGUGUGGACGGUGCCUUCUCUCAUUCAGAUGCAUUGGAUGGUCCCCACCGCGUCGCUCGUGUUGGUAGACUACGCGCUGAACAAGUUCGAUACCGUGUUGUAUGUCUAUCUCGCCGAUAAUUAUCUGAGUUACUCGGCUAGUGCAACAGCUGCGGUGCAGUUCCUGCGAGCGUUGCUCGGGGUCGGUGUUGGCAACGCUGGCGACGGGGUUUGUGAUCGUGCCGGUGUAUUUUAUUUGGUUUGGGGAGAGGAUAAGAGGGGUGAGCCGUUUUGCGAGGUAGAGUUUGGAAUGUAG